AUGGUCCUAAAACCGCCCCACAGACCCGGUACAGUCCUAAACCGGCACCAGAGAGCCCGGUAUGGUCCUAAAACCGCCCCACAGACCCGGUACGGCCCCACAGAGCCCGAACUUGAUAUGGCCCUAAAACCGCCCCACAGAGCUCGGUAUGGUCCUAAAACCGCCCCACAGACCCAGUACGGCCCCACAGAGCUCGUGGACAGGUACAUCGCCAUGGCCAAGGACAAGCACGGCUACAACAUCGAGCAGGCCCUGGGCAUGCUGCUGUGGCACAAGCACGACGUGGAGAAGUCCCUGGCCGACCUGGCCAACUUCACGCCCUUCCCGGACGAGUGGACGGUGGAGGACAAGGUUCUGUUCGAGCAGGCCUUCAGCUUCCACGGCAAGAGCUUCGCCCGCAUCCAGCAGAUGCUCCCGGACAAGCUGAUCCCCAGCCUGGUGAAGUAUUACUACUCCUGGAAGAAGACGCGGAGCCGCACGAGCGUCAUGGACCGGCAGGCGCGGCGCCUGCUGGGCCGGCGCGACCGCGACGACAGACCCGCCAGGGACCCCCAAAACACCCUGAAACCCACCCUGAAACCCGCCCUGGGCCCCCAAAUCCACUCUGAAACCCACCAUGGACCCCCAAACACCCCUGAAACAUCCCCAGACCCACCCGGGACCCCCAAAGGGGCUCAGGGGGAGUUUGGGGGGGCUCGUGGCGGUCACAAGGCGUGCUUCCCCAAGGCGGGGCCGCGCAAGGAGCCGCAGUACCGGCACCACGCCCCGGCGCGGCAGCGGCGCCGCCCCCCCCGCGGGAUGCGCCUGAGCCGCGAGGACGUGGCCGAGGUGACGGCCAACCCCGACCUGGGCGCGCGCGCCCUGCGCCAGCUCGACUGCCAGCUGGUGGCCCUGAAGCGGCAGGUGCAGCGCAUCAAGCAGAUCAACAGCGGCCUCAGGCAGGCGCUGGACGGGGGCCUGGAGGGGCUGCGGCCGCCUGAGGCCAGCAGCAAGUUCAGCUCCCGCUGGACAACGGACGAGCAGCUGCUGGUGGUGCAGGCCCUGCGCCGCUACGGCCGCGAUUUCCCGGCGGUGGCGGCCGUGCUGGGCAACAAGACGGCGGCGCAGGUGCGGAGCUUCGUGCUGGGCCCCCGGCGCCGCCCGGGGCUGCAGCGGCUCCUGCAGGAGCCCCCCGAGCGCCCCCGGGCCCCGGAGCAGCAGCAGCAGGAGGAGGAGGAGGAGGAGUUCUGA
Molecule: messenger RNA, 1230 nt
Organism: Passer montanus (Eurasian tree sparrow)
Lineage: Eukaryota; Metazoa; Chordata; Aves; Passeriformes; Passeridae
Product: REST corepressor 2-like
Exons: 11
Coding region: 1-1230 (409 amino acids)
Biological process (GO): negative regulation of DNA-templated transcription; regulation of transcription by RNA polymerase II
Cellular component (GO): transcription regulator complex; histone deacetylase complex
Molecular function (GO): transcription corepressor activity
Source: RefSeq, a predicted model, not a curated record